Molecule: messenger RNA, 1467 nt
Organism: Tricharina praecox
Lineage: Eukaryota; Fungi; Ascomycota; Pezizomycetes; Pezizales; Pyronemataceae
Exons: 2
Coding region: 1-1467 (488 amino acids)
Biological process (GO): osmosensory signaling via phosphorelay pathway
Cellular component (GO): Mcs4 RR-MAPKKK complex
Molecular function (GO): protein kinase activator activity; phosphorelay response regulator activity
Source: RefSeq, a predicted model, not a curated record
AUGACUGCUCGCAAGGUUUGGGUCAAGCGGUGCAACGCAUCCCCCACUUCCGUGCUGGUUACCGAAGAGGACUUGGUGGACGAUGUCCGUGAUUUGAUCUUGGGAAAGUAUCAGAACACGCUGGGACGGCAUUGGGAUGCUCCCGACGUACAGGUCCGCAUCGUGCCGCGGGGAGCGAGGCCGAGGGCUCACGAUCGGAGUCACGAGAGAGGACACGGGUCCGAGCGGAUACUGUCUCCGGACGAAUCGCUCUUGAGGGUGGUCGAGGAGUACUUUCCCGGGGGACAGCACGCAGAUGAUGCUCUGAUCAUUGAGGUUCCAGAACGAAAGACACCGCGGCCAUCGCCCGGUCCUGUCAUGCAUAGCUACACCUACGGAGGCGAUCAUCACGUCGAGCCGGGCUACUUCGACAUUCCGCCACGUCCCGUUCUUAACCGUGGAACCCCAGAUCCCACCAACGGCGGACGGGUCGCGCCGAUACCUAGCCCCCAAUAUCCACGGGAACCGCAUCGUCCCCAGAUAGGCCGCCGGAUGGCCACCUCGCCUCCAGUUCAAGGCAUCAUCCUCGCUCCCAAGGUCCCAGCCGGGAGGUCCCGGGGUGGGUCCGAUGCGUCUGCGCCAAAUGGAGGUCAGCCACCUCCUGCCCCACCUCUCAAGACUGUCCCGUCUGAAGAAGAUCGGUCCCAGAAUACCGCCAUGUCCACACCCGCCCGGGUCGCGUCGCCACUGCCAAUAGGAUCCAGGAAGAUCAAGGACGUGAAGCAGGCGAACCCAACCCCACCACCGGCGUCAGGGCCGGGGCGACGUUCCGACGGCACGGUACCUCCGAUUAAAGUGCUGAUCGUCGAAGACAACGUCAUCAAUCUGCGGUUGCUCGAGGCGUUUAUGAAACGACUCAAGGUUCGGUGGGAGGCGGCGAUGAACGGAAAGAUCGCGGUGGAUAAGUGGAGAGCCGGGGGAUUCCAUUUGGUAUUGAUGGAUAUCCAGUUGCCAGUGAUGAAUGGUCUGGACGCGACCAAGGAGAUCCGAAGGUUGGAGAAGGUGAAUAGGAUAAGAGCAGCAUUCCCACACACGAAACCGGAUGAUGAAGACGACGAACCGGUACCGGAGGAGAUACCAGAGGCGGACCGCCUGCCCGAUUCGAUUCUUUUCAGGUCUCCAGUCAUCAUUGUUGCCUUGACUGCUUCUUCCUUGCAGAGUGAUCGUCACGAAGCGUAUGCAGCCGGGUGCAAUGACUUCCUAACCAAGCCUGUGAAUUUCAUCUGGUUAGAACGGAAGGUCACCGAGUGGGGCUGCAUGCAAGCCUUGAUCGAUUUCGAUGGAUGGAAGACGUGGAAGAAGAGUGCAGAGGAGAUGUCUGCGGCCGACGCAACGGUGGCCAAGAACAAACGACUAGCUGCAGGUAACAAGACCAAGAAGCUCAAGAAUAAUGUCGACGAUUCUAAGCCCACCACGCCAGCCGGAUAA